AUGAACGCUCCCGACCGGUUUGAAAUCAAAAUCACCCCGGACACGAAGGUGCCUAACGCCGCCAUCGUCAAGAUCGAGCGUGAGGACCACACCUUGGCCAACUUGUUGCGGGCCCAGCUUUUGAAGGACGACAAGGUCAUCUUUGCCGCCUACAAGAUCCCCCACCCGUUGUUUGCCAACUUCGAGUUGCGGAUCCAGACCGAGGACGACUACCUGCCCAAGGAGGCGUUGCGCAACGCGUGCUCGCUGUUGAUUAGCGAGUUGGACGUGAUCAAGACCCGCUUCAAGGACGAAUGGGCGCUUAAGGCGUUGUUGAACAACAAUGAGGACGACUAUUAG
Diutina rugosa is the source of this 339-nucleotide messenger RNA. RefSeq names its product DNA-directed RNA polymerase II core subunit (gene RPB11). The coding region runs from base 1 to 339 and encodes 112 amino acids. NCBI's taxonomy places the organism in Eukaryota, Fungi, Ascomycota, Pichiomycetes, Serinales, Debaryomycetaceae. Gene Ontology annotation, cellular component: RNA polymerase II, core complex. Gene Ontology annotation, biological process: transcription by RNA polymerase II. The transcript has 2 exons. Gene Ontology annotation, molecular function: protein dimerization activity; DNA binding. The record is from RefSeq and is a predicted model, not a curated record.